UUAGUCUGUGUCACACUUUCCCUGGUCAGAAGGCAUAAAGAAGCACGUGAUACGGGGAUGGGAGGACGGGAUCGGGAAAGCAAUCAGACUGUAGGAAGGAAGGAAAACAAAACAGCAUCUGUACACGGGGAAAGAAGAAAAAGUGAAAGUUUUGUGCGUGGGAAAGCAGGCACUGGAAACUGUGCGAGAUAAAAACAGAAGACGAAUAACGUGAUCAUCAUCUGACCCUGGCCGGCACAGGAACUCCGCAACCAGCCAACCUUACAGCCGGUUACAGUCACAGGUGGUGUUGGCCAGCAUCCGGAGGAGGAGUCCAGCCAUGGCAGCCAGCAAGAGCAAAAGUCAGAGCGCCGUAGCCCUGCACAAGGUCAUCAUGGUGGGCAGUGGCGGCGUGGGCAAGUCUGCUCUCACCCUGCAGUUCAUGUAUGACGAGUUUGUAGAGGACUAUGAGCCCACCAAGGCAGACAGCUACAGGAAGAAGGUUGUACUGGAUGGGGAAGAGGUUCAGAUUGACAUUCUGGAUACAGCGGGCCAGGAGGACUACGCUGCCAUUCGCGAUAACUACUUCCGCAGCGGAGAAGGCUUCCUACUGGUGUUCUCCAUCACGGAGCAGGAGUCCUUUUCCGCCACGGCUGAGUUCAGGGAGCAGAUCCUACGUGUCAAGGCCGAAGAGAACUGCAUCCCUCUGUUGCUGGUGGGCAACAAGUCUGACCUGGAGGAGCGCAGGCAGGUGGCUGUGGAGGAGGCCCGGAGCAGGGCCGAAGAGUGGGGGGUGCAGUAUGUGGAGACCUCGGCCAAGACGCGUGCCAACGUCGACAAGGUGUUUUUUGACCUGAUGCGGAAUGUGCAGGCAAAGAAAUCGAAAAACAAGGAAAAAAAGGAAAAGAGCGGAGGAAACAAGAAAGGAUUCAGGGAGCGAUGCUGUUUACUCUGAUCCGCGCUGGACUGCAGGCCACCGGACACCCUUCAAACAAUCAACAAAUAUCACAGCUCCCUUCCUUUUACUCACGCUAAGGGUUUAAUGCUAAGGGAAUCGGUUUAGUUCUUUGAUAUUUUUAAAAAUAUUUUGAUUGUAAUGAUGUUCCUGUCACUUCAGACCUCAUGGCAAAUCCCACAGCGCCUUGGAAGCACAGGAACAUACCGAGCUGCUCGCAACACUAAUCUUUUGUUGAGUAUUUUGUCCACUUUAGUUCUGUUAGGCUGUCAGCGCGUCUGAAAGGUCCUUGCAGACCAUCGGGUUUCAGUAUUUAAACACAGGGCUUGUUAAGUUUGAAGUAGUGUGUCUUUAGCCAAGCUGAACCAAAUAUGCAGGAGAGCCGACUGGAUGGCUGCGGGGUCAUGGAGGUGGAUGGGGCAGACAGCCCUACUCCCUGUGGGCCUUGGGGCCCUUUUCUUCCCCUGAGCCUUUCACACGGCUUUAGACUCAGAAUCACGCAGCUGAGCACCGUGGUCCGUUGUGGGUAGCAGGCCACAGCCUCCUGGCACUGGCCUUCUACCGGUAUCUGUGAGGGUCCAUGUAUCAAAUCCAGGUCCCUUGCUGGAUCAAUCAGGGACAAACGGUAAGGCGACUCUCCGUAGACAUUCUCACACCCCAGUGCAGAGUCAGUUCUCUGUAAGGAGUCACACCUGCUUUUUUCCCCCCGUUUUUACAUUACCAGAUUUAGUACAAUGGUGCUUCACUGUAGACAUGGCAAUUGAACAAAUACCUCCCCCAGUAACGAUCUCCGAUUGUCAUACAUGACAGUUUGACGCACCAAUACGAUGAAGUUCUGAAACAGGCCUCCUACAAAAAUGGACAAUCUUAAGUCAAAGUUGAAACAUAAGGCAAACGUUAAGCAAAAGGCACCACAGGUCUAGCCGAGAUGCCAGUAGGUCUUGGGGUCUGGUGUAUGCACGUUUUUUUUUUCCUGCUUUAACCCAUUGAUAAUACCCAAGAGUUUUAAAUGAGAAUCAGCUGAAUUGAUUAUGCAGAAGAAUUUCCCCACACUGGACUCAGGGGUACAGUUUACCAACACUGGAGUCCCCAUCUGAAGAAAAAACAGAAGCUUAAAGUAAAAAUGAUGCAAUGAGUUGGUGCAGGAGUGUGAUGCUCAUAGCGACCCAAAAGGCUCUCAGUCCUCUGUCUUCAAAUCAUACGACGUCAGAAUAACGCUGGAAAUGUUAAAAUCUACCCUUUCACUGGGAUUGAGAGCCUGCAGGGACUGUCAUGGCGUAAUCAAUCGGAUUGUUUCUUCCAUUUGGUCCUCUGUGGAAAAACAAAACAGUAAAUGACCAGAGAACAAGCCUUAAAUCAAGUGCCUGCUUGAUUUCUCAAGGGCUAACGGCACCCAAGUUAGGGAGUAUCGCGUUUGGCAUGACGCACGGUGCUGCCCGUUAACCCGACGGCUCAGCCAAGGAUGAAUGAGCGAGUUCAGGUAGAACAAAAAGCGGCACACGCAGGACCAGGGCAGAACCUCUACGUUUACAAGGCUUUGAAGAUAAUUUAAAAGGUAGUUUAGAGACGGGGGCUUCACUGAGCUGCGACACAAAGGGCUUCCCCCAGCACACUGCAGCCCUGUGGCAUUCUGGGGCGGUCGCUGUUAAGCCGUCAGUGACACGCUGCCCGAUGACUCUACUCACAUUCCUAGAAUCACUGGUGCUGCUCCGACGACGUCAUAUUCACAAGAAUUCGCAGUGUCAGAAUUCUAACCCCAUGUCUUACUGCCGUCUUCAGUUUCCAAAAAGGGAAGCAAGAUAAAAUUUUACAUUCCCAGAUUUCCGAUGCAUCAAUCCAUCUCCGGCCUAUCCUAGGGCGGGGGAGCACCCUGGACUGGAUGGAAUUUUUGUUGCAAAAUGACCCAAAAUCCAUGUUCACCUUUUUACUUCAAAAAUAUGUUUUGCUGUCCAUUUCCACUUUCAUUAAUGUUUUUUAAAAUGCAAACAUUAAUGUUUUACAUCCAGAUUUUGCCCUUCUGUAUGUACAGUAGCAUCGUCUCUGGCUUCUCACCUGAAGGAGCCAGAGCAAGAGAACUCUGCAGCCUGCCUCCGCUUUCCGUUUGACAAAUCCUCAAAGUCACACGUCCCACUUGACGUCCCUGCUGCAGCGUGUAAGGGACGUUCAGCUGUGAACAAUCUGCUCAAUUCAACAAAGCAGGGCCCUCUGACCCGACAGAACGACGAAGUCACCUCAAGACAUUUCAAAGCUGAGUCACUAUUUGUAUGAUUUUUCUGCUGGCUGUUUUUAAUGAAUGUUACUGUUGCCAAAUAAAUAUUUUUUCCCAUGUUA
Messenger RNA from Brienomyrus brachyistius, 3265 nucleotides. Its product is annotated as ras-related protein Ral-B-like. The transcript is spliced from 5 exons. Bases 320 to 934 code for a protein of 204 amino acids. Gene Ontology annotation, molecular function: GTP binding; GDP binding; GTPase activity. Gene Ontology annotation, cellular component: plasma membrane. Lineage: Eukaryota; Metazoa; Chordata; Actinopteri; Osteoglossiformes; Mormyridae. The record is from RefSeq and is a predicted model, not a curated record. Gene Ontology annotation, biological process: Ras protein signal transduction.